GUUCUGUGCUUUGUGGAGUAUGGAAUAUGGAUGUCUCUGUCUGUCUUCUGUCCACUCUCCACCUGACUCUCCACUGUUAACCUAAAAAAAUAAGGUCCUGCAUUUUUGGCGUUUUGCGCCUUUUUUGUUACCGUUUUUCUAUUUAAAUUGUUGUACAUGUAAUUCUUGCAAUAUUUUGAUUUAUUGAGUCAGUGAAUGACUAAAUAUUUCUUGCUUUUUCUAUUUAUGUAAGCAAACAUGUUGCAGGCAGUUAAUCGAGGUUUUCGACAUAUGUCUAGAAAUAUUUUAAAGAAAAGUGCGUUAUUGGAUUUCUGAGAGAAAUCUUUUAAUGAACUUGUUAAAUUUACAGUCAUGGGCCCUGAGGUACACACACACAGUUGUUCUACAAAUAGUAGGAACUGUAAAGUGGCUAAUGGAGUAGAUGUCGGAGUCAACAGGAUUUUUUGGGUCGAUAUGGAAAUGACUGGCUUAGAUAUUGAAAAUGACCAGAUUAUGGAGAUAGCUUGCCUAGUAACAGAUUCCGAUUUAAACAUAGUUGCAGAGGGACCUGAAAUAGUUAUAAACCAUACUCAAAAUACCAUAAAUCAAAUGGGGGAAUGGUGUACAAAGCAACAUAGUAGUAGUGGAUUAAUACAAAAAUGUUUAGACUCAAAGAUCUCACUCAUCGAAGCUGAGCAAAAUGUACUAGACUUUGCAAAAGCACAUUUGCCUGAAAACACUUCUCCCUUAGCAGGAAAUAGUGUUUAUGUGGAUCGGGGUUUUCUAAGAAAAUACAUGCCAAAAGUGGAUGACUAUCUUCAUUAUAGAAUAAUAGAUGUAUCGACUAUAAAAGAACUGUGUAGGAGAUGGAAUUCAGAGGUGUAUAAGAAUAUUCCAAAGAAAGAUUUUAGUCAUAGAGCUCUACAGGAUAUCAAAGAGAGUGUUCAGGAAUUGCAGUUUUAUAGAAAUUACUUUUUUAAGCUAAGCUGAGUAUGUAGCUAGCUUAUUUUUAGGAAAAUAUACAGAAACAAAAUUUGCCCAACAGUAUGUUUUUCAUGUAUACCAAAAAGCAUUGUUUAAGGUAUACAGUAUCGCUCACAUUCGUAAUUCCCCAAACUAAUAGGUACCAUAUAUUUUUUAAUUCAAUGAUGUUCUGCCAACAUUGUAUAAUGUCAUUUUGAUUCUCAUAUUUUUUUUUUGACUUGCAUCUUUAUAUUAGGAUCAUUAUAUAUUCUUCAUUUUUACAAUGAAGAACAAAAAAUAAUUGAUGCUUAUUUUAUUUCUCCCCGUUCCAUACAAGGCCAUCUGGUGUAACAAUAUACAUAAAUAAAUGCAUAAAAAAAAACAAAAACAGUAACUGAAAAUAAUGCAAUUUUAUUUUUGCUAGGUAUCAAGAUCAAUCUAGGGACACCUCUAUUGUCAAGAUCUGUCAAGCCUGUGAAAUAGAAAUUUCAAAGAUGAAAUUUGCAUAUAAAAUUCGCUAUUUUGAUUUUAUAAAAUUUUAAUAUGCCCAAUGUAAUCGCGCUGUUAAGACAAAGCUAAAACUACACUAUGCAUGUCAAAUAGAAAUUAUUUUUGUCCAAAUACGUACCUAUAAGAGCCCUUUCAGACGAGGAUACCGUAUGCGAGAUACAGUAUCCGAGAUACAGAAUUACGACCGGAUACUUUUUUACUUCUGUAUCGCAUACCGCCUUGUUAUACGCAAAACAGACGCAGUGUAGUGCAGUUGUAAUUAUGGAAAUAGAAGAGUGUAUCGCGGUGUGGUAUUUAUUAAAUAAUAAGAAGAAGAAACUAAAAAGGAGACGUAGUUUGUGGGUUCAUCCCAUGUUGGGAUUAAGAGAAAGCAAAGGAACGUAUAAUUUAUUACAUGAAGAUUUGUUGCAAGAUCCAUCGAAGUUUUUCAAUUAUUAUCGAAUGUCUAUUCAGUCCUUUGAGAAACUUCAUAAUAUUUUGGAAAACAAACUAAUUAAAAAGGACACAACUAUGCGUAGAAGUAUUUCGUCAAAAGAACGACUAUCUAUGACAUUAAGGUAAGGAAAAAAUACUUAUAGAUGUUUUUUUUCUAAAUCUAUUUGUAUUUAAAGUAGUACAAGAAAAAUAAUAAUUAAUUAUCAGCUCCACAAUUUUGGUCUUAGCCUUGGUAAUCAACAAGAAGAUCGAUGAUGGAUCCGUCUGUUGAGGUGGCAGUUGAUUCAACGGAAUGGGGUGAGAGGAUGGGAACAGUGUCUGUUCUUUCAUUGGAUGAACAUUGUAACUCAAUGAAUGAAGUGUUGGAUGACGAAUGGGGAGAUAAAUGAGAAUGAGUGGAAGAAGGAUGACCAUAAACGUGCACUUGUGAAGAUGAUGACUUAUGAAUAGGAAGAUGUUGUGUAGAAGGGGGAUUAGGAGCGGAUGGAUAAAACGGCAAAUGUUGUACAUGGUUGUAAUUAAAUGCAGAUUGAGUGGGUAAUAGGGCAGAUUUUAUCGAUUGUAUCAUUGCCAAUUUCACAUCCAUCUUUUUGUCAAUUGGCACUCUUCUAAAGUCCGGCAGUAGCGAAAGAAGGAAAUGUCGGUCUCCGUCAUUGUCUAGCAUAAUAUCGUUUGUUUGUCGCUGUGCAAGAUUUGCCUUUAAUAGGCCCACUAUCUCAGUGUUAUGGUCGGUUUCCGAUGCCACUUUCCUUUUUUUCUGUACAUGUAUAGGCCUUAAAGGAGUAACAUACUCAUUUUGUUCAUGAUCCGAAGCUUCUUCGAUUGUAUGAUUUUCCUCUGUAAAAUUUGAAGUGGUCCUAAAACAAAUCUAUUAAUUUAGUAGUUCAUAUUUUGACAAGUUAAAUUUUCUUACUCUCUAUUUGAAGAGCAUCGCAUC
Acanthoscelides obtectus is the source of this 2824-nucleotide messenger RNA. The record is from the annotation of a GenBank genome assembly. Lineage: Eukaryota; Metazoa; Arthropoda; Insecta; Coleoptera; Chrysomelidae.